CCAGGCUGUCUUUGGUUUUGCAGGUAGCUGUAUCCAGCUGGGUGGCAGGUGGAUCCAAGGGUUACCAUGAAGUUUUCAGGACCCCUGGAGAGCCAGAGGUUGUCUCUCCUUCUGGAGACGGCAAUCUCUAGGGAAGCUCAAAUGUGGAAAGCACAUGUGCCGAAAAUUCAGCCCAAUCAGGAUGUAGCCAUUUCUCCAAAGCAGAGGGAUGAGGUCAUUCAGUGGCUGGCCAAGCUCAAAUACCAGUUCCACCUUUAUCCAGAAACGCUCGCCCUGGCCAUCAGCCUUUUGGACAGGUUUUUAGCUGCAGUAAAGGCCCGUCCAAAGUACUUGAACUGUAUUGCAAUCAGCUGCUUCUUCCUUGCUGCAAAGACCAUUGAGGAAGAUGAGAGGAUUCCAGUACUGAAGGUGUUGGCUCGGGAUAGCUUUUGUGGUUGUUCUCCAGCUGAAAUUCGCAGAAUGGAGAAGAUUAUCCUGGAUAAACUGAACUGGGAUCUUCACAUGGCAACGCCACUGGAUUUCCUUCAUAUUUUCCACGCAGUUGCGGUGUCCAGCAGGCCUCAGCUACUGACCAUCCUGCCCAAGCUGAGUCCCUCUCAGCACGUGGCGGCGCUCACCAAGCAGCUGCUGCACUGCAUGGCCUGUUACCAGCUGCUGCAGUUCAAGGGCUCCAUGCUGGCGCUGGCCAUUGUCAGCCUGGAGCUGGAGAAGCUGCUCCCCGACUGGCUGGCUCUCAUCAUCGAGCUGCUCCAGAAGGCACAGAUGGAUAGCUCGCAGCUGAUCCACUGCCGGGAGCUUGUGGCACAUCACCUUUCCACUCUGCAGUCUUCUCUGCUGCCCAAUUCUGUAUAUGUCUACAGUCCCCUCCAGCAUACCCUGGUGACCUGUAACAGAGGAGUGUUCAAAUGCCAGCCCUCCUCUGUCCCAGGGCCAGGUUUCUCCAAGGACAACGGCAGGCCAGAAGUGCCAGUCACAGGUACAGCCGCGCUCUACCAGCGUCUGCCAGCUCCCAGCGGUUGCAAGCAAGCCUCUGCCAAGCGUAAAGUGGAAGAGAUGGAAGUGGAUGACUUCUACGACGGUAUCAAGCGUCUCUACAACGAAGACAUCGCUCCAGAGGUAGUGGCUCUUGAAAACGUGGGCUCUGUUUGUGGCGCUGAUGUCUCGAGGCAGGAGGGCAACGUUUCCCCUUGUCCACCUUUACAGCCCGUGUCUGUUAUGUAGCUGUGAGUGCACACCACCUGCUCCACCAUAGCUACUCUAGAAACCACGCAGAACCUGGCAUCCUGCGUUCUCAGUGGGGGGGAGAAGGGGCCAUACCUUGUCAGGCUGAACUGAAGGGAGCCAAAAAACAGAAAAAAAAAAAAUCCCAACCCUUCUUUCAAUUUUUUUCUCGUGCGGCUAAUUAUAGUUCCACUAUUUAAGCACUUAAAAACACAAAAAAGAGCCAAAAAAAAAAAAAAAAAUCCCAACCCUUCUUUCAAUUUUUUUCUCGUGCGGCUAAUUAUAGUUCCACUAUUUAAGCACUUAAAAACACAAAAAAGUAUAAAAAAUCUAAAAAAAGACCCAAAAACCAAACAAAAAAAGUAGCAAAAAAUUGUUUCUUCCUAGUGUUGUCAGUUCCACUGUUUUUCUGCUCCUGUGUAUUGUAACCCAUUCUCCACGUCCAAGAGCUCACAUCAGUCGUGCAGAGUUGUUCCAGGUUUGCCAGCCAACUAACACCUCUCUGAUCCGAUUUCCAUCUGCUCCUCGCUCUCUUUCUGCUUGCUCCUCUUUUAAUUCUCAGCAAGUCUUGUGCAUGAUGUUCUGUACUACCUGACCUUCACGACAACUUUCUUUUUCCUUUCUAAACAAAAAGACCUUUUUUGUUUUGUUAGCACUUUGGUGUUUAAAUGUGAUAAUAUUUAAAAACUGGAUUUAAAUAAAAGGUUAGUCAGGAAAAAACCAAAAACAACUCUGGCAAGCUGCUCCACACUUAAGUAUAACCACAGGAGUGUGAAGGUACUCUAGAAGAACACUAGGGCGGCCAGCCGCUGUGCUCUGUACCUUACUUACACGGAGACUUCUCCAAGUUAAACAGUUUGUGUUUUCCAACCCCGAAAGCAGUUCAUGGAUUUUGUAUCACUUGAACAAAAACGGUUUUUCUUUUUUUUGUUUGCACCAAGAAACGUUGCACUCAGUGUGGAUUUUCACCAACGCUUGACUCUCUACGUCAAGUGUAAACCUUAAAUUCUGCAGUCUGUGUUUUUCCCAGAUGUUUAUAAGCAUAGCAUGUGACCAGCACACGCUCGGUGAGGUGCUGGGGCAGCUACAUACGCCUGAGGUUUGAAAGGCGUGUAAUUAUCAGCCACAAAACCAAAACAAAAGACCCUAACCCUAAAGUUUUGUGUUCAUGUAACUUCUAACCAAGAGUAAAACCUUUAAAAACUUGUCUCUUAAAUGUUAUACCUCUGUUUCUCAGAAUGACCUGUCCCAAUUGUAAGCUCUCUCCACAGCCCUGAGAAAGGUAUCGUAUUUGGAGCCAUUGUACUGAUGAAAGCCUUCUGGUAGCAAUAAAGAAAGUUGUCCUGGA
Molecule: messenger RNA, 2569 nt
Organism: Aptenodytes forsteri (emperor penguin)
Lineage: Eukaryota; Metazoa; Chordata; Aves; Sphenisciformes; Spheniscidae
Gene: CCNI
Product: cyclin I
Exons: 6
Coding region: 67-1221 (384 amino acids)
Biological process (GO): regulation of cyclin-dependent protein serine/threonine kinase activity; mitotic cell cycle phase transition
Cellular component (GO): cytoplasm; nucleus; cyclin-dependent protein kinase holoenzyme complex
Molecular function (GO): cyclin-dependent protein serine/threonine kinase regulator activity
Source: RefSeq, a predicted model, not a curated record